Ceratosolen solmsi marchali is the source of this 1037-nucleotide messenger RNA. It is a transcript of the gene Taf8, whose product is annotated as TBP-associated factor 8. Gene Ontology annotation, biological process: transcription initiation at RNA polymerase II promoter. NCBI's taxonomy places the organism in Eukaryota, Metazoa, Arthropoda, Insecta, Hymenoptera, Agaonidae. The record is from RefSeq and is a predicted model, not a curated record. The transcript has 5 exons. Gene Ontology annotation, molecular function: protein heterodimerization activity. Bases 134 to 1012 code for a protein of 292 amino acids. Gene Ontology annotation, cellular component: transcription factor TFIID complex.
UAUGGGGUUGGCAAUUGUUGUGUUUGAAAUGUUUUUAACGUAUUUCAUUAAUUGAUUGAUAUGAGUUUAGUCAAUUUGUGAUUGUGCGCUUGUAAGGCUUUUGGAAUUGUAGAGAUAAAUUUCGUAAACAAACAUGGAUGUUCAAACAUCAAGUACUCGAAGAAAAAUAUUAAGUCAUGCAAUUUGCAGUAUAUUAACCGAGUGCGGUUUCGAAUCAUGUGAAAAAGGAGCGUUAGAAACUCUAACAGAAAUGUUACAAUCAUUAUUAUGUGAAAUUGGCGAAUCAGCCCGAAAUUAUUGUGAACUCUCCGGUAGGACAGAGAUACUUGUAGCCGAUGUACUUCUUGCUUUAGUUAAUGCAGGUAUCAGAAUGGAUAACAUGCAUUUGUACGGACUACGAGCUAAUAGAACACUAUUACCUCCUCUUCAACAGCAAACUCUAACAAAGCAGUUAAAUAUAUUACAAGCGGGUGUUAAACAAAAUCACCCAUCUCAUAUACCUAGUCAUUUGCCACCGCUACCUGAUCCUCACGCAUAUAUUAGAACACCAACACAUAAACAACCAGUAACGGAAUAUGAAGCUAUAAGAGAAAAGGCUGCAACGCAGAAGAGAGAUAUUGAAAGAGCAUUAACAAGGUUUACAGCAAAAACUGGAAAAACACAUAGUUUAUUUCUGAAAGAUGAUAAUAGCAUGUUCCCUUUAAUAGGAUGUGUACCACAAUUUCCUAGCUAUCUUUCUGCCCUUCUACCACAAGAUCAAAUCUUUGAUUCCGAUAGCGAUUUAGAAGCAAGUCCUGUUAAGAAAAAGAAAGAAAAAGAGCCAGAAAAUAAGUCGAAAGAUGGAAAUAAAGAAGCAGGAAACAAUAAUCAAAAAGACAACGUUGAACAAAGUGAAGAGUCUAAUACACAAGCGGAUGUGAUAGACAAUCCAUAUUUAAGGCCUGGGAAAAUUCCAAAAAAUAAAUUGCCACAUAUGUCAAGAGCAAAUGAAAGUGGAGUUUUGAGUUUUUAAUGUAAAUAAUAAAUUGUACAUAUGA